Caretta caretta (loggerhead turtle) is the source of this 7071-nucleotide messenger RNA. RefSeq names its product ubiquitin specific peptidase like 1 (gene USPL1). Gene Ontology annotation, cellular component: Cajal body. Gene Ontology annotation, molecular function: SUMO binding. The record is from RefSeq and is a predicted model, not a curated record. Gene Ontology annotation, biological process: protein desumoylation; Cajal body organization. Lineage: Eukaryota; Metazoa; Chordata; Testudines; Cheloniidae.
CAUGAAACUGAGAAGAAUGUCCCUUUCACAGCUGGUAGGCUCCCUGCUGUGAAAUUGAGCUCCAGCCAGGAGCCCUGCUGCUGCCUCCCAGUGAGGGAUUGGGUCAGGGGAGGUAGAGAAGAAAGAGCCCAGAUGGUGGCCAUGAUUGGGCUCUCCUCCUGCCCAGUCUGUCAGUGGGAGGAGGCAGUGGGGCUUCAGGCUAUCAUUGCUGGGGGGAGAACUCCCCCUGCUGGGGUUGACACCAGGAGCCCUGCUGCCACCUCCCAGUCAAGAGAUUGCCUGGGGGGGGGGGAAAUCCCAAGACUGACACCUCCUGGUGAGGGAUUGGUGCGGAGAAGAGCUUGGGUGGUGAUAGGGCUCAGGCUGUUCUCCUCCCCCUGCUCCCAUCAGUCAGCUGUGGGGGAGGGAGGGCUCCAGCUGUCAGCCCCUUGGGACUGACCACCAACGGCUGAUGUAACUAAUGCAUUGUCUACACAGACAUUGCAUCACCCUAACAACAUCAACUUAAGCACUACGCCUCUAAUGGAGGUGGAGUUAUUUUGGCGUGAUGGGUUACUUCUGUGGAAGCAGCAUUGUAGUGUAGACACUGACCUUAUUAGGUUGACAUAAGCUGCCUUAGGUCAGCCUAACUCUGUAGUAUAGACUAAGCUUCAGUAUCCUACAUUGCAGAAUAAACUCCUCUUGCUUCUAAAACAAAGAAACUGAGGUAAUAGUUUUAAAAUGCAAACAGUAUAUUUGUUAAAAAAAAAUUUCAGCUUACAAUGGUUGUUACUAUUUGCAGAUAUAUUUGAUAUAUAUUGAGACAUAAACUAUGACUUAAGAAUUUGUUUUUUAAAAAAACAGUCUUUAAAGUGUGUUAGUCUUCUUGUGGUGUGUGUGGGGGGUUUUUGGUUUUUUUUUUUAAUGCAGGGUCUGCUUAUAUCGGUGUAGAAAAAGCUAGGUUUAGCUCAAGUACCAUGUUUGGCAAGUGGUGUGUGCCGGUGCUGAGCAGGAAAGAAAAGAGAACAGGGGAUUAAAAAUGAGGCCUCAUGAGUCUGAAAAUACAUCAUGUAGGUGCCCUCUAGUUCUGUUUUUGUGAUAUUGAGGUGAUUGUGAGACUGGGACAACACAGUUUACAACAUUAAAGUAUAACCAUUUCUAAGUAGUCUUUUCCACUGUGCAUCAUGUCAGCAGCUGCCAAUUUUUAUCCAGUACACCAGCCUCUCACAUGGAAUUGCCAGUGUCUUAUGAGGAGGCCACUCCAACAUCACUGCACAGAUUUAAAUGCGUGAGCAGCUCAGCUGAUGUUACUCUGUUUUAUUUGGUUUUGCACGCUUUGAAGGGGGGAAGAAUUGCAGAUCCCACUCUGUUAGUUCUGCCUGCCCCAUCCUAAAAAGAUAUUUAUAGUUAAAAUAUAUUGUGAUCACUCUUAAAUGUAUAAUAAAUAGCAUGGGCACACACAUUUUAGUGCAUCAUUGCUGUAGAUGGGUUGUUGUGAUUUGCCUGAGUGAUGUACAUUACAAAAUAGCAUUUCAGUAUUUUGGGGGUUUUUUAAAAAGGGGGUGGUGGUACUGGAUGAGGAGGUACACAAGAAGCUUUUGAACCUGAAGUUUCUUUUUGAGAAAAGUGGAACACUGAUUAGAUAAGGACUUCCACUGAGGUAGACGUCAACAUUUUUUAAGCUAAGAGGUAAAUACUGAUGAAAACAAAAUAGGUAAUAUGUAUUUUUUUAAUUAUUAAUCAGAAAUAUCUAGAUGUCUGCAAGUCUGGUCAAGAAUUUCUUAAGAAUUACAGGGUUUAGAGGGGUUUUUUAAGAUGAAGUUCUAGAAAGAUAAUGCUAUCAGUCGGGGAGCAUGACUAAAUUAUAGAUCUCUGAGCCAGUCAGGAAGCUUUUAUUGGUAUACAUGCUCUGGUUAACAUUUUUCCAGGCUUUAAUAUUGAUCUUGGGAGGUAAACAGUUGAAAAUUACUGACAUGUGACUUUUUUUCCCUGUAUGUAACAAUGAUAAAUCCAUGAAAGCAUGUACCUUGGUAAUAUUAUGCCACUGGAUGGAGAGUUGGAGAGCUGGGCUUGCUAUGUAGUCCAGCAGAGCUGCCCUCUUCUUAAUUCAUUAAGAUCUUAUCUUGAGUGAGUCCAGCAAUGUGUUAUUUCUUAUACUUUUCUGAUCAUAGUUCAUUUUUGAGCCCAACGUUCUCCACAAUAUGUAUAUGCUUCAAUUUCAUAUAACCGAUGCUUGUGUUCUUCAGAACUGCUGUUAUGGAGUUGAAAUAGAGAAUAAAUGCUUUUAUGGCCUGUAGUUGUACUUUCUAAGUGAUGGUCCUGACAGCUCUCACCUCACAAGCUAAAUGAUUUUUGGUCUGGAUUGGUAUUUGGAUGAAACGCCAAAGAACCCUUAGGUGCUGCAGGAAGUGGAGUUGGUGAUUUAGUAGAUAGCACCUUUUUCCUCUGAGUCAGAAAUAAUGAGUGCCCCAGCGUGGUAGCUGUGGGGGGCACUGUGCUGUUGGAAUGUCAUGUUUCAGAUGUGACAUUGAAGAAUAAAAAUAGCUCUGGAAUGAGAGAGGGUGUUAACCUCCUUGACCUGGACAAAAUCCAAUGUAGGUAGUUAUUUCACCUACCUGAACUUUUACGGAAAGUUUAAAGGGAUAUGAUAUUUUGUUUACAUUUGGUCUAGUCCUGCACCUACUGAACUCAGGGAAUUUUCAGUUAACUUUUGUGGGCACAGUACUGGGCCCUUGUUGUCUAAAUUGCUGUGGUCUGCUACCUUUCAUCAUAAACAUGGCUGAAUUUCACUGUUGGAUUGAAGUGAUUUCCACAUAAAUAUGUCAGCGUAAGAGCUAAAUUAUGCUUUCUGAUGUGUGUAUGUGGCUUAUACUGAACUCUGCCCACAGAAAGUUCUUCUGUGGGAGAUUGCCUAUAUGUAUGAAAAAGGCAAAAUUUGGCCCUACGCUUGUGAAGUUAUUUGAGAUGAAAGGUGCUGUAUCAAUAGUAAAAUCUUACUCCCUGUUGUAAGAUGUGAGAUAGUAUUAUUAUUGUAGCAGUGUUGUUGAAUUACUAUGUCAGAAAAAUCCAGAUUUUGGCAACAUUCAGAGUUGCUUUCUGCAGUUAGGAGGCAAACAGUCACAUUUGGAGGAACAACUUCUUAUAGUUUAUUAUGAACCCAAAUUAAAUUUAGCAUUUGGAAAGCCCAUAGCAGAUCUUUGAUGCUCCUCGCUUGGUGAGCAACAACAAUGUGAAUUCUUUACAUCUGCUAAUUCUGAUGUCAAUCUGCACAUUUAGCAUAGUCUUUUCCCACUUAGGACCUGAUCCUGCAAAUUGCUCUCCCCAGGCAGACCCUUAUGUUUGGGCAGAGCACUGCACUUUUGAAGUAAGUAGGGCACUGCAUGGGUCCCAGGGUUAGCCACAUGGAGAAGUGUGCAAGACAGGGCCUAAAAUUAUUCAUCUAUUUUGCAAUUAAUAUGAACAUCACAUUUAGCACCAUGAUUUCUCAAAGAAAAUAUAAAAUAUGCUUUAAUCUUAAUUCAGAUUUUAAAUCAAAAUUAAUACAAUUUUCAUUUAACUGUUUGUAUUCACUUCUUAUUUUUCAGAGUUCUUUGAAAAAUCCUUAGUGGUCUUGACAAUGUUACAAGUGACAUAAAUUAGCCUGUGGCACAGAAUGAUGGAUUCCCAGAAGACUGGAAAUGGUUUGCAAGUGAUUGGACAAGGGACUGGUAUAGGGAUAUCUGCACUCCACAUGGUGGGGUAUUUGGGAAAAAACUGUAAUUCUGCUGUAGUAACGUCAGAUGACUGCUGCCCAGCCUGCAAAGAGAAGGGCCAGAUACAAGCUUUACGGACUUACCGCAUUAGUUUUCAAGAGUCUAUUUUCCUUUGUGAAAAUCCACAGUGCAUCUACCCUCUGGGCUAUAAACCAUUAAACAGCAUAAUAAUUCCUGCUGAUUCAGAAAAUCAUCAAACUCAGUGUACUCAGAGAAAAAGGAAGAUUUUUGAAAUCAGUCCUGCAGCUUCCCCCAUUGAAUCAUAUUCAAAACAAGCUAGGACUAACAACAAUUUGAUAGAUGCUGAGCACACUUUAAAUACUGAUCUUGUUCUCAAGUAUAAUGGAUAUAAUUUAUGUAUGACCCAGCCAUGCCUACCUGAUUUAUCACAGGAUGAUCAGCAGAAACCUAAUAGGACGGCUGAGUCUCUGGAGCAUAAUGUGGACGUGGCAACUGUUAUCACUGUUUGUGGUGCACAAGAAAGUCCUGACUCUAAUUCCAAAACACAGCUUUUGCCAGAUUCUGAACUUUGUUCAAUAAAAUCUGAAAUCUUGCAUGGAGACAGCAAACCUUCAUUGUUCAUGGGGCAUUUGUGUCUUCAGUGGAGGAACGUCUAUGCUCUAUGUUGGUUAGAUUGUAUUCUGUCAGCAUUGGUACACUUAAAAACUUUAAGGAUUGCUGUGACUGAAGCGUGCACUGAAGAAUCUGUAAUCCAGAGGCUGUUUACAAAAUAUAACCAAGCGACUGCACUCUUGAAUGCCUGCCAAACAAAUAAGCUAAAAGAUGUUCUUCCAAAAGCUGAGUUGCAUCUAAAUGAAAUCAGAAAUGUGAUAUUUGCUCAACUUCAACCUCAGCUUAAAUGUGAAAUGGGUAAGAAGGAAAGUCCAGUAUUUGCAUUCCCUCUGCUUUUACAAAAGGAUCCCCAAGUCGAGACACUUUUCCUGCAUUCUUUUUCAUGGAUGUUUGAAUGUUUACAUUGUGGCUACAGCCACCAAGACAGGUGUAGGAAGACACUAACAACAUUUACAAAUAUAAUCCCUGACUGGCACCCACUUAAUGCUAUUCAUAUUGCUCCAUGUAAUAAUUGUAAUGAUAAAUCUCAAAGAAGAAAAAUGAUUUUGGAAAAAGUACCAUCAAUAUUUAUGAUACAUUUCGUAGAAGGUUUGCCACAUAACGAGCUGAAGAACUAUUCGUUUCAAUUUGAAGGAGAUUUCUACCAAAUAACAGCUGUUAUUCAGUAUCAACAAGAUCCAAAACACUUCAAAACCUGGGUUUUGAAUCCUGAUGAAACUUGGCUUGAAUGCGAUGACAUAAAAGGUCCAUAUUGUGAAAGACGUGAAAAAUUUGAAGUUCCUCUUUCAGAGAUUCACAUUGUCAUCUGGGAAAGGAAAGCAUCCCAAGUGCCAGAUAAAAUGAGCUAUCAGGUCCAAAGUGUAAAAUCUGAAAAUCUUCCUCUUAAUGAUGCACAGUCAAGUUCUUCUCAAGUGUUGCAUCGUGAUGGUGAUAAUGCCGUAGACGAAAUAACUACAGUAUUUCACAAAAAGGAGAUUGUGAGCAUUCCUGUUAAUGAACAACAAAAAGUGGCCAGAGAUGAUGAUGAAAAUAGCUUGCUUUCUGGCUUAGAAAAUUUGGCAGCUGAUGAUGUUAUAACGCUGACACUUGUAGAAAUUCAAGUUGAUUCUGAAGGUAAACCACUGGACAAUGGACAGACUGUGGGAAAUCACCUAAUUGCUGAAACCGGCUUGCUGAAAGAGCAGGAGUCAGCUUGUUCCGAUCACACUCCAUGUACAGAAGACGUUUGUAGUCCAACUACGUCUACCAACAUGUGCACACCACCUGAAAAUGCCUGUAUUUCCUUACAUCUUGAACAGUUGAACCUAGCAAAUAUUGCCUCUGCUGUUCCCACCAGAAACCAUUGUAGUGACUCGUCCGCGCCAUCACAAUCUCAAGAGGCAGAGGCCAAGGCUAACCCAGUCAACACUGAGAAUAUCGUGUUAAAUCCAGAACUCUUGCAGAAUAAGAAAUUAGCAUUAAUGGAGAAUGUUAUGCAGAAAUCAUCUAACACCAGAAACACAAGCAAAAUUGUAGCAGACUCUCAGGCUGCAGCUUUGUCUGCUACAAAUAAUUCCACCCAGUCUUUGCAUAAAGAUCAAAAGAGAGGAUUUGUAGGAAGUUGGGUAAAGGGGUUCUUAAGCAAGCAUAAUACCUUUAUGCCUUCAAGUGCCUCAAUUCAUCAUCAUAAUAAGAAAAGUUACAAAAAUCCUUCUUUACUAAGAGCUGCUGACUUGCACCUCCCUACUAAGGGGGCAGCUAAUUUUGGUGGCUUUCAAGCCAAAGGUACAAGCAAAACAACUGAGGCGGCGCCUAAAUCAGCUGUUUGUCAAGGUGCAAAUAUUCCUCCUUUGUUAACAAACAUCACUGGUCCUUCUGUACAUGCUCGUCUCCCUGCAGUAAACCCUGUAGUUGAUGGUCCACCUUUGAAUAAGUCUGGAAUUUCAUUGGGCACCUGGAGUGAAGUAAUUCAACCCAACACCCCCAUCUUUAGUUCCAAACCUCGCCAUGGUGAAAAUGGAAAUCACAAAUCUGAUGUGAAGGAUAAAGAAUCGGAUGCCAAAACUCACAAGCUUCGUUUAAAACUGCUUAAAAAACUGAAGGCUAAAAAGAACAAGUUGGCUUCACUUGAUAGGCUGGCAAAGACUCAGAUGUGUAAUGGAAGCUCUCCAAAUAGAGAUGUAGAAGAUCUGUUACAAUUUGGAUCUCAUCAUGAAAGUGAAUCAGUACAGAACUUAUUGAAUGAACUACAGUAUCAGAUUGAUGUUGCAGACAGUGAAUCUGUAUAUAGUACAAACUCCAACAUGUCACUAUGCAGUAGCCAGAGUAAUGCAGCGUUUUUAGCAGACUUACUAUCUCCUCCUUCGAUUGUUGCUUCUUCAGAGCUUCCAAAAGAUGAAGAUGAGUGUAGAUAUUUGGAAAUGGUGGAUAGCAAUACUGCAGUACCAGUGCAUAGUGCGAGAACCAACCCCACAUGCAUCACUGUGACAAGAGAAGACCAUAAUUAUUACAGUCCUGUAAAAGAAAGCAAGUAUGAAGGUCAUACAGACUCACUAAUGAACAAAUCCUGCUUGAAAAGACUUUCCUUUGAAAGUCCCACAAAGGAAGAUUUCCUUGAAGACCUGUUCUCCUCCACAGUGUUGAACUCAAUAGCAGGAGACAUAGAUUUACCUCAUUUUGAUGAAACUCUAUUUGAAACUUGUUGAAUUGUUGUAAUAUUUGUUUUUAACAUUUGAGAAUUUUGUAUAUCAGCUUUCAUGCAAAGUACUAUUAAAUUAUUUUCAAACUA